GAAAACAGCGGAAACGCUCGCUCCCGUGAGCGUGCACGCCACAGCCCGGUGUGUUUGGAUGCAAAGUCAGCCCACAGACUGACAGCUCCGAGCCCAGCGGAGUCUACGCCUUAUUUGAAGGAUAAAGCCCGUUUGGAUAAGACGAAACUCCCCGGAAUAUCAACCGAUAAACGGAGAAGACGGCGGCAGUUUUAAUAUAUAUAUAUUUAUGUAGCCUAUAUAUAUUUGGCAUUUAACUGGGAUUUCGGAUCCCGACGCCUCUACGACUGGACAGUGGAUGUCUUCAGUGUCCAGGUUAGAUUUCAGUGUACGUCAAGGUAAAAUAAAGAAGUAAGCAGCGAAAAACGCAUUAUAUUGUAUUCGAUUAUUAUUAUUAUUAGAGAAAGAAACGGCUGCGGAUCUCAACAGCUCUAUGCAAAUGUUCUCUGGGAAUAUUUCCCACCAUACUGAGCCGUAUGACAGCCUCCAUCUCUGCUAAAGAAGACAUUUAAACCCCCCCUCUUCCACCAGAGGCGAAGAUGCAACAGCUCAUCUGAAAGCAGCACCGUAAACGAGAAAUGUUUGUAUGCAGCUGCAUCCAACAAAGAAGGAUUUCUAUUGAAACCUCGCAGGAGCAAAGGCGAUUGAACCAGGCCGCUGCGCGCGCAAGGAGGCGGGUUAGUGGCGCACAGACUGCGCUGGAUGCUGAACAUGGUGCCAAUCCGCUGCCCCGCAGCAGUCACUGAAUACCUGCUGCCACUCAGCCCCCCCUCAGCUGUAUUGAAAUGAACGGGGGCCUCUUAUAUCAGGGACUCUCAACCGGCUACCGACUGGCCAUGCGUGGAUAGGAUUUAGCCCCGGCUGGCUCAUGGAGAUAUAGGGCGCAUAUAUCGGCGGAUAUUUCCAUGCACAUUUAUGGAGACGGCUGGCGGGGGAGGUGCAUCGGCUGGAUGAGAAAUAAUGUGAACCCCCCCUGCACAGAGGAUUUUUGCUCGGCUCAUGAACUCCUGUCAUGGAUCUGCCUUGCUGAGUGUCAUUGUUUGAACUGAUGUUCAUCGCCCCUGUGUGACCCUGCCUUUUUGGAAUACAUGUUACUUGCACGUUGUGUUGCAACUCAACUAUUUGGGACAAAUUCAUUAGAGAGAUACGGCCAUGGGGGAGAGCCCCUGAUCCGGACUCUUUUGGGUUGGUUGAGACCACUUUGUCUCAGUCCAUGGGCCUUGUGUGGAUUUUGUGCCUGAGUUGACACGGGGCCUGCCCAAAGCGUCCAACAGCAUGAUUCCAUACGGAAGGGCGAAAAGCAAACCACCCCCCGUGUCCUGCACCAGCUGCGGGGACUGCUGCUCACCACCUCCCCCUUGUCUUAUCCCCCCUGGGCCCCCGUCCUCGUCCACUACUACCUCCUCCUCUAUGCCCUCAAGCAUGACCCCUCCACCAUCAAUGUCCCCUGCCCCUUUCUUGCAGGUGGAGAAUGGAACCAGUUGGAACUCUACGGUCUCAUCCUCAGACUCUCUAGAUUCCCAUCCUGGGCAUCCAUGUGGGGCUAAAAACGCCAACCCUUACUGGACGGCAGUCUUUGAUUACGAAGCCACAGCAGAUGAGGAAUUAACCUUGCGACGUGGGGACCUACUGGAGGUUCUCUCCAAAGACUCCAAGGUUUCUGGGGAUGAGGGCUGGUGGACAGGGAAGAUCCAGGACAAGGUGGGUAUCUUUCCAAGUAACUAUGUCACAAGAGGAGAUGCUGCCAGUUAUCAGCAGCUGAAGGUUGGAGGGCUGGUGGCAGUCAGAGUGAGCGAGUCUCCGUUGGAAAUUGACUUCUCAGAACUGACCUUGGAGGAGGUGAUAGGAGCUGGCGGAUUUGGGAAGGUGUACAAAGGAGUUUGGCGAGGAGAGGAGGUAGCUGUAAAGGCUGCCAGACAGGAUCCAGAUGAGGAUAUUAGCGUCACAGCGGAAAGCGUACGGCAAGAGGCCAGGUUGUUUUGGUUUCUCCGUCACCCCAACAUAAUAUCUCUUCGUGGGGUUUGCCUGAAGGAACCCAACCUCUGCUUGGUGAUGGAGUACGCCAGAGGAGGGGCUUUAAAUCGUGCAUUGGCUGGGAAGAAGGUUCCCCCGAGAGUUUUGGUGAACUGGGCUGUGCAGAUUGCUACAGGCAUGGAUUACCUGCACAACCAGGCAUUUGUACCAAUCAUCCACAGAGAUCUCAAGUCCAGCAAUAUCCUCAUCCUGGAGCCGGUGGAACGGGACGACCUGCAUGGGAAAGUCCUGAAGAUUACAGACUUUGGUCUGGCCAGGGAGUGGCACCAGACCACCAAGAUGAGUGCAGCGGGGACCUACGCCUGGAUGGCCCCGGAGGUCAUCAAGCAUUCUAUGUUUUCCAAGAGCAGCGACGUGUGGAGUUUUGGAGUCCUACUGUGGGAGCUGCUCACUGGAGAAGUUCCUUACCGGGAGAUUGACGCCCUGGCGGUAGCUUAUGGUGUUGCCAUGAACAAGCUGACACUUCCCAUCCCCUCAACCUGCCCUGAACCUUUUGUUCAGCUGCUGAGAGAAUGCUGGAGCUCCAACCCUCGUGCAAGGCCUUCAUUCAGCAGCAUCCUGAGGCGACUGCAGGCCAUCGAGCAGUCCUCCAUGUUUCAGAUGCCUCUGGAGUCCUUUCACUCCUUACAGGAAGACUGGAGGCUGGAGAUCCAGCAGAUGUUCGAUGAGCUCAGAGCAAAGGAGAAGGAGCUGAGAUCCUGGGAGGAGGCAUUGGCCCGGGCAGCGGAGGAGCAGAAGGAGCAGGAGGAGCAGCUAAAGAAGAGGGAGCAGGAGCUGGCGGAGAGGGAGUUUGACAUUGUGGAGAGAGAGCUGAACAUCCUCAUCCACCAGAUGUACCAGGAAAAGCCCAGUGUCAAGAAAAGGAAGGGCCACUUCAAGAAGAGCAGGCUGCUGAAGCUGGGCAGGGAUAGCAACUGCAUCAGUCUGCCCUCUGGUUUUGAGCACAAGAUCACAGUGCAGGCAUCCCCAAGCGUGGACAAGAGGAAGAACCAGAGGAGUGAGAGUACCACCCCUCCUGCCAGUCCGGGGGUUUUACCCCGCCUGCGAGCCAUCAGACUGACGCCGAGCGAUGGCAGUAAAACAUGGGGCCGAAGCGCUGUUUGCAAGAAGGAAGACCUGACAACCAAUAAGAAGAAAGGGCGCACCUGGGGCCCGAGCUCCACCCACCAGAAGGAACGGGUCGGAGGAGAGGAGAAGCUCAAAUCUCUCAGCGAAGGCAAAGUUUAUUCAUCCAGUGCCCCAAAUCUGGGGAAGUCACCCAAACAUGCUCCCAUGAUGCCCGGCUUCUCCAGCCUGAAUGAAAUGGAGGAGGGCUCUGAGUUUGAGGAAUCACCAGGGUCCUUACACCCGUCAGAGACCAGCAGUAAUGGUGCCAAUGACGACUCUGGGCCCCUGUGGGGCGGCUUGGGGAUGAGCGGGGCAGCUACCAUUAGCAGUACCAGCCUCUCCCUGCCGUCUGCGAGCCCUUCCAUGAGUGUAAGCAACCAGGACUCUGUUCGUCGCUGCAGCCAGAGGAAGAAAAGCGACAUGUUGCUACUGGGUUGCGCCUCCCUGCUCGCCUCUGUUGGUCUGGGACAGGACCUGCUGCAGCUGGGAAAACAGCAGAUGCUUCAGGAUGAGCAGGAGCGAGAGGAGCAGAGAAAGAAGAAAGAGGGUCUCUUCCAGCGGACGGGCCGUUUCCGUCGCAGCACCUCUCCUCCCAGCAGGAACCUCUCCUUAACGCUCUCCAGACACCACGACUCUGGGCUCGCCUGCAUGGACCCGUCCCCCUCUGUGACACUCCUCUCUCUGUCCUCUCUGUCUGACUGCAACUCCACCAAGUCCCUUCUUCCCUCGGACUCGGACGAUUACUCUCUGACCCCGUCGGUCAGCAUCAAAACGCCCUCGACGGCCCCGUCACCCCAGGCCCCUGCGCUCAACCCUCUGCUAGACCUACGGGCGGAAAGCUUCAAGAAGGAGCCCAACCAGUCCCUUACACCCACCCAUGUCUCCGCAGCGAUGGCGCUGAACAGAGGACACAGACGGACGCCAUCGGACAGUGCGAUCCGGCCCCGAGCACAGACUUUGGGACACCGCAGAACGCCGUCCGACGGGAGCAUGCCGAUGCCUCCACCGCCAGUCAUCACAACAUGUAAAGGAAAGCCAGACAAACUGGACAUCCCUCGUCUCCCGGACCCCUCCAUAGUCUACCCCGUCCCCCAUCGGCGUAAAGCUCCUGCUCCCCCUGUCCCUGACGUGGCCCCUCCCUUUCUCAUCAGCCCCCUGGAGAGACCCAAGACUCUGGAGUUCGCUCCUCGCCCGCGGCCCACUCCGGCCCGGAUAAGGGCGGACCACAGGAAGCGUGGCUCCGUGUGCCGGACCUUUAGCUCGUCUCCGGGCAGCAGCUGCGACAGCCCCCUUGGUUCAGGAGACAGCAGUGCCGGCACCACACGACCCAACCUAAUGGACAUGGACAUGGAGGGCCAGAGUUUGGACCCGACAAUUCCUCUAUGUGGGCAGCUGCAGCCGGCCACUCUCUGUGAACAGCAGUACUUAUAG
Messenger RNA from Cyprinodon variegatus (sheepshead minnow), 4551 nucleotides. RefSeq names its product mitogen-activated protein kinase kinase kinase 10 (gene map3k10). The record is from RefSeq and is a predicted model, not a curated record. NCBI's taxonomy places the organism in Eukaryota, Metazoa, Chordata, Actinopteri, Cyprinodontiformes, Cyprinodontidae. The transcript has 12 exons. The coding region runs from base 1255 to 4551 and encodes 1098 amino acids. Gene Ontology annotation, biological process: positive regulation of apoptotic process; protein phosphorylation. Gene Ontology annotation, molecular function: JUN kinase kinase kinase activity; ATP binding; protein binding.